This is a messenger RNA of Danio rerio (zebrafish), 3050 nucleotides long. The record is from RefSeq and is a predicted model, not a curated record. NCBI's taxonomy places the organism in Eukaryota, Metazoa, Chordata, Actinopteri, Cypriniformes, Danionidae.
UUGAUCGCCCCGCCUUCUUUAGCCUCACAUACACAUACACACAUAUACUGACUGAAGCUGUAGCUAACACACACCGCUUGUCUAUCGAGUGGAUUAUUACUGUAUAAUAUCACACAUCCCGUCAGAGAAGAGACUGACAGGACUGCAGCUGCAAGUGUUUAUAGCAGCUCUGCAUCUCACGGCUCCAGCAUGUUCUCAUACGGCGGGAUCUCAGCACACAUCAGCGCUAACAGACUGAAGGCGGAUGGCGCAGGCUCUUUUGAGCAGGCUUUACACUUCCAGAACCAGGACUACGAGGCCCUCAGACAGGAGUGUUUAGAGGGAGGCUACCUGUUUGAAGACCCCUGUUUCCCCGCCGAACCGCCCUCUCUGGGCUUCAAAGAGCUCGCCCCGCACUCCUCCAAAACCCGAGAUGUGGAGUGGAUGCGCCCUACGGAGCUCUGUGAUGAUCCUCAGUUCAUUGUUGGAGGAGCCACACGCACAGACAUCUGUCAAGGAGCUCUGGGUGACUGCUGGCUCCUCGCUGCGAUUGGCUCGCUGACUCUUAAUGAAAGACUCCUUCACAGGGUUGUCCCUCAUGGCCAGAGCUUUCAAGAUGACUAUGCUGGAAUUUUCCACUUUCAGUUCUGGCAGUUCGGUGAAUGGGUGGACGUUGUGAUCGAUGAUCGGCUCCCGGUCAAAGACGGAGAGCUCAUGUUUGUCCAUUCAGCAGAGGGAAAUGAGUUCUGGAGUGCCUUGGUGGAAAAAGCCUAUGCUAAGCUAAAUGGCUCUUAUGAAGCUCUUUCUGGAGGCUCUACCACUGAGGGUUUUGAGGAUUUUACUGGAGGCGUUUCAGAAAUGUACGAGCUCCGGAAAGCUCCAAGAGACUUGUACCGAAUCAUCAGCAAAGCCCUGGACAGAGGCUCCCUGCUGGGCUGCUCUAUUGAUAUCACCAGUGCCUUUGACAUGGAGUCUGUGACAUUUAAGAAGCUGGUAAAGGGUCACGCUUACUCCGUGACUGCUCUCAAACAGGUGGAGUACAGGGGGCGGAUGGAGAGGCUUAUCCGCAUCCGUAAUCCUUGGGGUCAGGUAGAAUGGACCGGAGCCUGGAGUGAUAACUCUCCUGAAUGGGAUGAGAUUGAUCCAUCAGAGAAGGACGACUUGCACUUACAAAUGGAGGAUGGAGAGUUUUGGAUGUCAUUUGGUGAGUUUUUACGUCAGUUCUCCCGGCUGGAGAUUUGCAAUCUGACCCCUGAUGCUCUGAGUGACGAUGAUAUGAGCCACUGGAACACCAUCAAGUUUCAUGGAGCCUGGAGGAGAGGAAGCACUGCAGGAGGAUGCCGAAAUCAUCCCAACACGUUCUGGAUCAAUCCACAGUAUAAGAUCACACUGCUGGAGGAAGAUGAUGAUCCGGAGGAUGAAGAAGUGGCCUGCAGCUUCCUGGUGGCUUUAAUGCAGAAAGACCGCAGACGGUACCGCCGCCACGGACAAGAUAUGCACACUAUCGGUUUUGCAAUUUAUGAGGUUCCUGAAGAGUACACAGGCUGUCAGAACGUGCACCUUAAGAAGGAUUUCUUCUUGAGCAACUCAUCAGCUGCUCGAUCCGAGACCUUCAUCAACCUGCGGGAGGUGAGCACUCGCCUGCGUCUGCCUCCUGGAGAAUACAUCAUCGUCCCCUCCACCUUCGAGCCCAGCAAAGAGGCCGAUUUUGUCCUGAGAGUCUUCACCGAGAAACAGUCCGAGACCGAGGAAUUGGAUGACGAGAUUUCAGCUGACCUGGAGGAUGAGGAAGAAAUUACAGAAGAUGACAUUGAUGACUCCUUUAAGUCCCUGUUUGCCCAGCUGGCUGGAGAGGAUAUGGAGAUAUCUGUUCAUGAACUCAAGACUAUUCUCAACAGAGUAGUCUCCAAACACAAAGAUGUGAAGACAGACGGCUUCAGCAUGGACUCCUGCAGAACGAUGGUCAACCUCCUGGAUAAAGAUGGGAGCGCACGUUUGGGCUUAGUCGAGUUUCAGAUCCUCUGGAACAAAAUAAGGAAGUUGCUGGGGAUCUUCAGAGAGUUUGAUAUUGAUAAGUCAGGAACUAUGAGCUCUUAUGAGAUGCGUCUCGCUGUAGAAUCAGCAGGCUUUAAACUCAAUAACAGACUCAACCAGAUCCUGGUAGCCAGAUAUGCAGAGAACGAGGCCAUUGAUUUUGAUAACUUCGUCUGCUGCUUGAUCAAACUAGAGGCCAUGUUCAGAUCUUUUCAACAGCUGGACAGAGAAGAAACAGGAACGGCUGAGAUGAACCUAUCUGAGUGGCUCUUCAUGACCAUGUGUGGUUGAGGUACAGCGUUUCACGAAUGUCCAACACAAGAACCUGCUGCGAAGUGCCUCCUCAUGCAACAAUCCUGCUGUAACCUCACUACAACAAAGUGCUACUUUAUUUAGACAAAAAAUCAUAGAACACAUUGUAGCUACACUACAAGAAAACACACUAAGAGACAAAAGGAUCUUCACUCAGCGCUUCAGUUAUGACUGAAGGAACGGCUGAGGAACAUCAUGUGCAUGGGAUUAAUAUCAAGUGAGCUUCAUGUUUUGCAUUUGUCCUUUAAGACCAAUAUUCAGUUCCAAAAGGUUGAAUUCUGAUAGUGCCAUAUGAAAGAAACUGCAUGUUCAUCUAAAGGUGAAUAAUGCAUCCCAGUUAAAGCUUUAGAUGCACAAUGCGGGAAUGCGUAGAUAUUAUUAAUGACCAGAGCUUCAGAAUAAACUUAUUUUAACAUGCGUAAGAAACGUUUUUAUUUCAUAUUAUGCUCUGAGAAUAUGUCUUCCUAAACAUAUUGGUGUAGAAUUAAACUAGCAUUUGAUUGGAUUAAUGGUAUACUACACAAUUUAGCCACAUAUGUGUACAGAACAAGUACUGUGUUGUUUUAAUCCACAUUACAUGUAGAUUUUAAAUGGAAGCGUCUACUUUUAUAUACUUUAAUUUGAGCCAAUCAGUAUUGAUUCUGAUGCCAAGAACAAUCUUUCAUUCUGUGCUGUUCAGUUGAUGCAUGAAUAAAGCUCCACUACACUUAUUGCACCUCAUCUAA